CGUACACGGCCCAAAAUACUUUGCCCCUAAAUAUUCACCCAAAUAAACAAACCUUUUCAAAAUCCUCUCCUUACCAUUAUUCUGCGUUUUCAAUCGCCAUGGGAAGGAGGAAAAGCAGAAACCUAAAACAGUGGGUUCCAAAGAAAACUCCGGCGCCGGCGCCAGCUGCUUCAUCCUCGGCCCCUCCGCCGCCGUGGAUCGAACUUCCCGGAGAUGUAACGGCCAACAGGAAAAGCAGAAUCCGAAAACAGUGGGUUCCAAAGAAAACUCCGGCGCCGGCGCCAGCUGCUUCGUCCUCGGCCCCUUCGCCGCCGUGGAUCGAACUUCCCGGAGAUGUAACGGCCAACAUUCUGCAGAGGUUGGGCGCGGUGGGGAUGCUGAGGAGCGCGCAGCGAGUGUGUAGUACCUGGUGGAAAGUUUGCAAGGAUCCCGCCAUGUGGCGAGUGAUCGUUUUGCACUACCCUCGUAUGAUCGAUACGUACACUGCCAUGUCCAUGUGCCGCCCCGAAGUCGAUUGGAACCAGAGGCAAUUGGUCGACCUCGCCAUUGACCCCUUCGGCAACGACGAACUGAUAAACUACGUCGCCGAUCGAUAUCGCAAAAUCUCAAACGAGGAUUACAUUGCCAUGUGCCGCCACGCAGUGGAUCGGAGCCAAGGGCAAUUGGUCGACCUCACCAUUGAAUACUUCGGCGACGGGGAACUGAUAAACUACAUCGCCGAUCGAUCACGAAAUCUCAAACGUCUUAAACUUGUAUUUUGCCAUCAGAUGUCUGAAGGUCCUUUAGUUCAAGCGAUUGAAAAAUUUGAACAGUUAGAAGAAUUACACCUUACUAUGCUCCCAUGGAUUUCACCUGACCAGAUUGAAGCUAUUGGCAAUUCUUGCCCUAAGUUGAAAUCAUUCUCAUAUAACGAACGUGGUUCAAAGUACCCGCAUCCGCCAGAUUUGGAAGAUGAUGAUGAUGAUGAUAUUAUUGAAGGAUUUGAUCGGAAUGUUAAUGCUAGAGCAAUCGGAAAAUGCAUGCCUAAUUUGCAUCAUCUUCAACUUUUUGCACAUGAUAUGCGAAAUGAAGGACUUGAAGCCAUCCUUGAUGGCUGUCCACGCCUUGAAUCACUUGACAUCCGGCAAUGCUUUGGUCUCGAUCUUAGAGGGGAUUUAGGGAAAAGAUGCCGUGAGCAGAUAAAAGAUCUGAGACUCCCUAAUGACUCGGUUAGUGAUGUAUCAUGGCUUGUUGAGGAACUAUCUGAAUCGGAUUAUGAAUGUUACGGCGACUAUGAUUACUGUAACUAUUAUGAAGAUUUAGAUUAUGAAUCUUACGACGACUUCACUAAUCCUCUUGGCUAUGAAUCCUUCAACGAUGACGGACCUGGGAUUUUCGACUACGACUACUUCUGAGCUAGGAACAGGAUCGUAGCAGAGAGGGUUUUUGUGUUGCUAGUUGAUUUCAAGUGGUUAUGGCUGCAUUUUUGGGACUUUCAAUCUAUCUCUGGCGAGAUACCAAUGGUAGUAGCAACAUACAUUUUUGGAAUUUCACCUAACUGUAUGCAUAAGAAUAUUUAAUCGCUAUGUCCUUCACCGUUUAUAUAUGGUUUAAAUGUUUGAUGAUUCUUGCUUU
Messenger RNA from Salvia miltiorrhiza (redroot sage), 1614 nucleotides. RefSeq names its product F-box protein SKIP19-like. The transcript has 4 exons. Gene Ontology annotation, molecular function: protein binding. Lineage: Eukaryota; Viridiplantae; Streptophyta; Magnoliopsida; Lamiales; Lamiaceae. The record is from RefSeq and is a predicted model, not a curated record. The coding region runs from base 99 to 1394 and encodes 431 amino acids.